Messenger RNA from Mesorhabditis belari, 1485 nucleotides. Lineage: Eukaryota; Metazoa; Nematoda; Chromadorea; Rhabditida; Rhabditidae. The record is from the annotation of a GenBank genome assembly.
AUGAGUCGCACCGGCGCCACCAACUAUUGCUGCGAGUGCGCCGCGUCGCAGUCACGAUGCUCGGCUGACAUUUGCCCAUGCGUGGCGGCGAGACGAAUGUGCGAUGAGCACUGUGAAUCAGCGAGAUAUCGAGGCGAUUGUUUGAAUCAAGCGAUAUGCAAAUGCUCUUGCGAGGUCGAUCCGGCGAAACCCGCGAAAAACGCUUGCACAAAGAGUGAACGCUGUGAUUGUCUCCGAAUCAAAGAAGGUUGCUCAAAGUUGUGCGCUUGUAAGCAAAUCUGUAAAAACAAGGAACCACUGAAGAAAAUCUUGAAAGUGACAAAACCGUCACAAGGCUGCACUUGUGCAAAGAGUAAAAAACAAUGCGUGAAAAAGGAAUGCCCGUGCAGAGGAGUCUACGAGUUUUGCUCAUCAAAUUGUAAAUGUUGCGGUGAUUGCACGAAUGGACCAUCGAAAUUUCAUGUGCCGAAACACGUGCAAAACUGUUUCCUCGAGCAUAAACACGAGAGUAGCGGGUUGAUCGUCACAUUAAUAGGUGAGGACUACAUCUAUCGAGGGGAUUUCUUUCACGAGUCAAAAAAUGAGCCGCACGUGGAAGAGCAGCUCGUCGCAGCGAUCUAUGAUCUCAUAUCAAAGUACAAGGUUGAUCUGUACGAGAUCGUGAUUUUCGUCUCGAAAUCCCCGUGUUUCCAUCAAGAUUGUGAUCCGAAAUGUGAAGUGAUUGAUGAGUGUAAAAGUAAUAAAGCUUGUGCGAAAUUGUUGGGGCUCUUGUUGUCAAAGGUUCGCAAAGAGUUGAGCAAAGUGGACGUGAAAAUGACGGUGAAAUUCUUGUAUCCGCAUUUAAAUCGUGGAGAUUUAUACACGAAACAAGGGAUUCUUUGUAUGCUACAAGCUGGUAUAAAGGUGGAACCAUUGCUGAUGAAAGAUUGGUCGGCAAUCAUGGAUUGGUCACCGAACAUCGAUCAUAAAGGGGAAUACUUGAAGACGUGGAAUGAUCACAAUUUGGAUAAGGCUGUCGCUCAAUCCCAAUCAUUUAUCAACGAAUGUCGACGAGCACUCGGCUUAUCGAUGAAAUUCUGGGUGGCUGAGAUUCACGAAAUUGUGAAAAACACAAUUCUUCACUAUUCGGAGAUUCGGGUGAAAUGUGGCGAGUUGAAUGAUGCACUCAAACAGCUGGACUUGACCGCAACUCCGCACAAGAUUCGCUCAACUCCCUCGAAGCGUCGUUCAUUCAUCGAUAUGCACGAGUUGCGGGAUAAACUUCUCAUGCGCUCAUCCACAGAUCAUUCGAAGAAGAAUGGUUCAAACAUGUCAGUGGCAAGUGAGGACGCGCACGCUCAAGCGAUGGUCGCCUCAUUUUGUGGUCGAUCAUUUGACGAUUCGGAGACAAAUGAAAUUGCACAAAGAAUACGACGAGCAACAGCGAAUAUUAAUGUCGAAAUUGAGACGCUACUCGAAUUUCUCACCCACAAAGGAGCUGUUGCU